AUGAACUCGUCUCGUCGCCUUGGCUGCCCCGUCCUUGAGGUUCAGUUCUACCAUGCGCGCUCUGGACAAAGUGUGCUCAACACGGGGGCUUACUUUGUGGACCACCUCGCCGGCGAUCGCCAACCGGCUAGGCCCGGUUUCAACUACAAGUCCUGCAACUUCUCCUUGCCUGUGCUCAUUUCUGUCCUCGAAGACGGCAAAGAAGGCAGAGACGGGAUGCUCACAGCGACUGGCCGGGGUAUAUAA
This is a messenger RNA of Pyricularia oryzae 70-15, 246 nucleotides long. RefSeq lists its product as uncharacterized. The record is from RefSeq and is a predicted model, not a curated record. NCBI's taxonomy places the organism in Eukaryota, Fungi, Ascomycota, Sordariomycetes, Magnaporthales, Pyriculariaceae. The transcript is spliced from 2 exons. The coding region runs from base 1 to 246 and encodes 81 amino acids.